ACCGUAAUCUAAUUUUCGGUGACGUACAAAGUAAACUGAAUUAGUCUCGUUUAUUGUGCUGAGUCGGUGCGGGCAGUUACAUUAUUAGUAGUGUUAAUACUUGCUGUAAUUGUCUUAGGAAUAGUUGGAAGGAAAUUGUACCCGAAUUUUUAUUAAUAUACUUUUGAAAUUUGAUGAUAGGAAAGAUAUCACAAUUGCUGUGGUUUUGUUUAAUUAAUCACUUGUGCACAAUAUGCAGGGAAACGAAGCUCAAGACUACAGACAGGGGAAUGGCAGCAAAGCUGGCACCCCACAUCUCGGAUUACGAGCUUCUGGCGUCUCUGCAACGAGCUGCUCAAGGGAAUCGCAAUUUUCCUCAUACUUCAGGAGCGGACGGAGUGACGCUAGCUCUUGAAAACAAUUCUUUGUCUGCCGUCUCGGAGACGCGCCUGGAGCGAACUGCUGCUCACAUUCACCGAGUUGUCGCGGCCGCGCCACAAAGUCAGUGUGAUUCGCCGUCGAAUAGCUCAGGAGACGGGAACAUGAGCCCUGUUGCUGAUAACGAAGACGUAAAUGCAUCAGUAAAGGCCGAAAAUGAUGUAGAAAACUAUGAAAAAUCAUUUACAUCUCUCAAUCGUACAGAUUCCAUCGAUGCUCCGCGACCGCUGCUCUUUAGCAGCAAAAAUUCAACGACUGCCAUGCAACCUCCAGAUGGCCAAGUGCGGGAAUCAAAAAAAUUUGCUUCUAUGCUUGAAGCUGAAAAUGAACAUUUGAGAGACACCGAAUAUUUGGUUGUGGACUGCCCGGAAGAAAUUGUUUCAAUUGUGGAACUUGGGUUGUGUUCUUCCAUCAAUCGUUCUCCUCAUGUCGAGUCUAGCAGAGAAGAUCAGAUUAAUAGCAUCGAAUGUCUCGUUGAAAAUCCUGACUCAAGUUUUUCAUCUAACAACUCAAGCACAAAAUUUAACGAUGGAAUACUCACUGUUGAGACGAACUCAUUUUCAAUGACAAACAAAGACCCGCUUCCGCAGCACGAGGAGUCAAUCCCAUGCGGCGAAAAGUUGACGGGACAUCAAGCAGCGAUCGACAGCCACGAGACCAGCGACGGCUUCAGUGACUACGACAGCGACGACGGAGGUUUGGAGGCAGAGUUGAGCCAGUGGCAUAAGUCAGCCGGGGCGUUGCUGAGCAAAGCACAGAAGAGAGCGGACUAAAGGGCACGUGUUGCUGUCCAGUAUUGGACGGAUGCUCUUUGCGCUUGGAAAUAUUUAAGUCACUCACUGCAGGCAUUCCAUAGUUGAAGAUGGGACUUGACCCGCCCCUAUUAUUGUAGUAUUGUUUUAUUUAGAUAGCUUUACAUUUUUUUACCAAUUUAGUCAUUCCUGUUGUCUAGUCCGUUUGAUUAUUUGGCUGUGUCACUGAUUUCAUAUUAUGGACUUACUCAUGCCAAAUAUGAGGCCAAAGAACAACUGACUACAGUACAGAUAGACGUAAUAUGUUCAGAAGGCAUGCAAAUAGCUGUGUAAUGUCACCGACACUCAAGUGCAUGACGGUAUUGCGUUCAGAUUUAAAAAGAUUUGGACUCGACUGCAGCAACAUUGCAAUCCGUGUGCGUAUCUCCGCCUACUUAAGGACUACCGCCGUAAAAAACCUGUCACGCUAUUGUCUCGCUGAUUUUUCAUCCUUUACUACGCUCUAACUACUGUAGGGAAGUAAAAAAAGUUUUAUUUGUUAC
Molecule: messenger RNA, 1711 nt
Organism: Hyalella azteca
Lineage: Eukaryota; Metazoa; Arthropoda; Malacostraca; Amphipoda; Hyalellidae
Exons: 4
Coding region: 174-1190 (338 amino acids)
Source: RefSeq, a predicted model, not a curated record